CAUGUUCUGAUGGGAGGCUGCUGAGGGUCUGAGUGUUUCUGAGAACAAACCCGAGUUAAACCUGAAGUUCUGCUCUGGAUCUGUUCCACUGAACACACAAACUAACACACAACACAGCAGUGGACGUGCUUCUAUGUUGUGGGUUUUAUUGGUCUGAUCGUGACGAAUCUGCGGACGAAACAUCUGGAGACGGAAACUAUCGCCAGUUAAACUGGAACACCGGCUUACAGCCACCACCGCUGCCUCCUGACUGCACAUUCAACCAGCUACGCGUCGCUCCUUUUUGCGGAAUGCUGACAUGUUGUGAUUUUCCCCGCAAGCGAUGAGUGAAACGAGCGCCGAGGAGACCGGACCGAGACCGGCGGAGGUUCUGUUGACGUCGGGCUGCCGAGCCCCGCUCGUCGGGCAGGUCGGAGGAUGGAGCCGAGGCUGAACGGGGAUGGCAAGCCGUCCGUGUCCCGGUUCCCCCUCGGCCCUGUCCUCGUCCUCUCCCUCCUGGCUGUGCUGGCGAGCUGUCACGGUACCUGCAAGCACCGAGCCGCGGCUGUCUGCCCUGUUGGUAUCCGAUAAGCUAGGCUAGGCUAAGCUAACUAAGCUAGCACUGUGGAGCGGAGGGCGAGAAGAGGCUAGGCUAAGCUAAGCUAACUGAGCUAACACUGUGGAGCGGAGGGCGAGAAGAGGCUAGGCUAAGCUAAGCUAACUAAGCUAGCACUGUGGAGCGGAGGGCGAGAAGAGGCUAGGCUAGGCUCGGCUAGGCUUACUAAGCUAGCACUGUGGAGCGGAGGGCUAAACUAGCACGCUAGGUGCCGUCUCUAAUUAACUCUUUUCGAUUUAAUAACACUUUUUAACCCUGGUACGUUCUCAUGUAUUGCGUGGCAAAUAUUAUUUUUGUGACAUUAUUUAAGAAUGUUGUUCACCUGAAUGAGAUUUGCUACUCAGUUAGCAAGCAAGCUAACAGGCUAACGUGAAGCCACUUUGGGGUUUACUGUGUUUACUGUGCAGCAUCUGUCGAAUUCACAGACAGUAGACUGUGACAGCAGUGAUUUAAGGGUUCAUUCAGUAGCUUUACCUGCUCACCUUCAGCCUGUGUUUCCCUAGCAACAAGAAAAUAACACAUCCAGGUAGAGCUCUUCACAAUAAAGGUACAAUCUUUGCAAAUCUGAUACUGUGUAUCACAUUUAAAUUCCUAACGUUUUAUUCAUAAAGGCCCGGUUGUUUAAAAGGAUAUAUGAAUAAAAAAAUUAGGGACCGAUUGUUAGUUAUCUGGGACACCAAUAACUGAUAUUUGUUUAUUUAUUUUUGUUUUUUUUUAAAGAUUUUAUAUUUGCUUAUUUACAAGAGAACAAUUCCCUAUAUUUUUCCUUUCCUAUCUUUAUUUGUAUAGAACAAGUUACAAAGUGCUUUACUAUAAAACAACUAAUUAAAAUCAAACAGCUAAAUAAGGUCCUAAGUAUUCAAAAUAAGAUAUUAUAGUUAAACUUUUGUAGACUUUCAAAAAUAUUUCUUACGGCCGUGUCUACCAAUGAGGAAAGAUGGAAUGUUUAGUUUCAACCAAUGAGGGAGCAUGGAAUCUUCAGCAUACACCUAUACAUUCUUUUAGGUUUUUGAUCAAUUGGCAAAAAAGUGGUUUUGUUUCCAGUUUCUUCUGCUCUGUUUACUACAGCCAUUUAUAAUGUAACCUGAACAACACAGUAUAUUAUGGAGGCAAAACUAAUAGGCUAAAGUUGCUUUAAAAUUGCUUGACAAUUAUAUGGAAGCACUGCUAUUCAGAGACAAAAAGGUGAAUGUGAUUUCACAACCAGCAAAGAAGGCAGUUUGAUCAGGUGUGGAGAUGUUAAACUGGCUAGAGGAACAGCUGUUAACGUCUAAGAGCCAAGCAGGUUCACGUGAAGAAUGCUAAAAUAAAAAAGAAAAAGAAAAGUUUUUGAAAAGUUCUUCAAGAAAAACACGUGAAAUGUCACAAGUCACUUCACACAAGGUGAAAACUGAGUGAAACUGACUUAAAAUUGUAUUUGACUUAAGUCAACAAUGCAGUAAACCAAUGCAAACGAAACAUAAUCUUGCAGAAUAUGUGACAGUUUGGCUGCUCUGCCUGUAAACAAUGCAGCCUUCCCUAUUUUUUUAAACAUCAUAUGGGAGGUCACACUCAAAAAGAUAAACACUGGGUUAGAGGGUAUAUUCAAUACACACUGUAUGAAGUCAUAACGUUUCCGGGUAAAAGUUCAUCUCAAAAACAGAAGUAUCUCAGGUUUUUUGGGGAAUUUCUACCUAAAUGUGUAAUAAAAUGUACACUCAUAAAGUCUUUAUUGCAUUGAUAAAAGAUUUGUCACUUUGAUCUCUGAGGUCUGUUGGCCUACGUUUGAAGUAGCCUUUGUUACAUGUACAUGAGUCACUGAACUCCACCUACUAUGCAAAGCAAGUGGUAAGUCUUUUUUUACCUCUUAAGCGGAAAGUUGAUGGAGGAGUCAGUAGAGGAAGCUGCAGAGACGAGGAGGAAAAACCUAGCAGCUUAUCAGAAGUUCAGUGUAGGCAACAAGCGACUGUCUUAAGCCUCAACGCUCAGCAUGGUAAAUUCAAAUUACCACCAAAACUACAGCUACAGUCUGUUCUUUCCUGGAGUAACCCUUUAAAAACCUGUUACUUGCAUGUCAUAGUUCAUGGUGAGGUAAGAUACUAGUUCAUGUUUUUCACUGCUACAAUAUACCUGAAGUGUCUUUUUUUCUAUGGCUGAUUUUUGUAUUGGUUUCAUAGCAACUGUUUUUUUUUUUUUUUUAAUCAUAUGUUAUUACUGUAGAUCUUAAGCUUUCUGGUAGUCAGUACAGAAUUUAUAGCCAACAGUUUUUAAAUCCACUAAGUUAUACAAUAUAAGAACAGCAACUAAUGAUUAUUUUCAUUGUAGAUUAAUAAUGUGAUUGUUUUCUCAGUUACUUGAUUAGUUGUUUGGUCUAUAAAAUGUCAGAAAAUGGUCAAAAAUGUUGAUCAUCUGACAGAUGACAAUUAGAUUAUGAGUUUACUGUGAAGAAGUCAAAACCCAUGAAAAUAUAAAAAUUUAAAGAGAUGGAAUCAGAUCAUUAUGAGUUUUUUUCUUCAAAAAUUACUCAAACAGAUUAAUCAAAUAUAAAAUAAUAGCUGGCGAAUAAUUUAAGCGAUGAGAACUAAUCAGUCACUGCAGUUUUAAUUAAAAUUUAUUGAAUUAAACCUCAAUUUUAUUUAAUUUCUUUAAGCUGUGCAAUUGUGACUGUCAUUUUCCAUCCCCUAAUUGUGCUGUUUGGUGUUGGAAAUCCCACAUUUCCCAAAUUUAAAAAAAAAAAAUAUUUGAGAGAAUUGUCAAAGAUAUAAAAGUUCAUGGCAUCUUGGGUAAGAAUCUAAAAACGUUUAGGUUGCCAGAUUUAACAUACAUAUUAAGGAGGACGACAUCUUUGAUUUAAUAUAAUUUGGCGCAGUAAAUCCUUAUCAGCAUUAAUAACAACCGACAUGGUGACAAACUGUAAAACCAAAACCUUGUUCAAGUUACAAUUUGCAAUUAUAACCGCUUUUAACACCUAAUUAAUUACUUUUAGCCUACAAGAGGUGAACAUUUUGCCUGAAGUGCCUGAAAUGAACUUGUCUAUAAAUGCCUUAGUCAGUCCACUCAAUAUAUUUAAACUACAAAUUACAAAAUAUUUUCUUUUAAAAAAUCUAUAAAGUAUUAAUAUAUUACUUUUUGACUAUUGUAGGAGCUGCACCCUUUCUAGUCUAAUUUGCAAUCUUUUUUCAUUUUAUAAACUCUGGCUGCACUUUUUCUUGAGGAUACUGGUGUCAGCACAAUUUGCUGCUUCCAUGCCAGUGCUUUAUUAUUGCUCGUAAAUAUCUAAAGCUCAGCCCACUAUAGUGCAAACUUAGAGUGAAACUACUAUCGAGACCAACAGAGAGAUAGUAAGAGAUUAAGACACACAAUGAAAUAGCUCCGUUAAUUAUUUAAGGUAACAUAAGAUAUAACUUUAUUAUUCCCGAAGAAAAUUCCUGGAUAUGAUUUGAACUUUUCUCAAGAAAACACCCAUCUGUGGAACUUCCUGGGACUUUAUUGGGAGUGUUUUGAACCUGACUUCCUUGUGUCAGCUAUGCAAAGUGCAUCUCUCACUUCUCUUUAAGGGAAGUGGCUCAGGAAAUGUGUCAAGAAACGCUAUUGCAGAGAACCAGUUUGGCUGAGAAUAUGAGCCAUGUCGGGGAAACCACACACGAUUUUAAUGAAACGUAACCUGUCUGAUCCUACAGAUAAGAACAAUGGUGGCAGCAGGUUGGAUCUGCUUUCUUUAUGCUCUGCUGUCUUUGGAAUUCGUUGCAGUACACAACCACAGUGGGGAGACAGAGUCCUUCCAUGUGAACGUGGGCCACUUGUUCCUGCUGAAGUGCUACAGCGCUGAUGUUCACUCUGAGGUGAUCUGGAGCCGAGGAGACAACAGCAGUCUGCCCAGUGGAGUGGAGCUCAGGGACGGGUUACUGUGGUUUCUACCAGUGCAGACAUCCCAUAAUGGAACCUACACCUGUGAGCAAAGGGAUGAGACCAGAUCACGGAGGAUGACCUUUGAGGUGUUGGUCUCCAGUGAAAACUGUCCUGAUGCUCCUGAGGUCAGGUACAUCCAAAACGGAGUCAGUGGAAGUCUUUAUUGUAAACAGGAUGAAAUCUUCAGAUUGAACAACGUGAGGAACGUACGAUGGAUGAAGGAAUGCCAACCGGUGCAGCGGGAAGGAGAGUCCAUCUCUGUGGACGAACGAGGCGACAUGAUGCUGCCGGAGGCCUCAGAGAGCGACGCUGGAAAAUACACCUGCCUGGUGGACAUUACUUUAAAUGGAAGAACGUACACGGCUUCUCGCAGCGUCCAGCUCACUAUUACUACUGACCCUAUGAUUAUUGGUACUGUCCAGGUGAGGGAACCUCAACAACAAGUUGUCAUGGUUAAAGUCGGUGAGAGAGUGGAGCUGAAGUGUUCGGCCUACACAGGCUUCGCUGAGGAUAAUGAGACUUCAAUGUACUGGACUGUUGAUGAUUCUUUCACUGAAGAUCACGAGGAGCUCACCGAGUCCUUGAAAUAUUUUCACGAAAGAGGCAACGUGUAUGCUCAGUCCACUCUGACCAUCUCUAAAGUCCGUCGUCAGUUCCUCAAUGUUCCCAUUAAAUGCAUUAUAUGGAACCCACUUGGAAAAGAUGAAGGCGUGGCCUUUCUUCAAGAAGCUGACCACAGUGCCCUUUACAUGAGUGUCUCCGCCUUCCUGGUUACUCUGGUCCUGGCUGCUUCCUUCUACUUCCUUAAAGUCGACCUAGUUUUGUACUACAGGAAACUAUUGAGACAUUUUCCUAAACAACAAGUUCUAGAUGGGAAACUCUACGACGCCUACGUGAGCUUCCUCCAUCCUGACAACCUGAGUGCAGAUGUGACAGCGAGCUUCACCCUGAACAUCCUGCCUGAGGAGCUGGAGGACCAACAUGGCUACUCGCUGUACAUCAGAGGACGGGACGACUGUCCUGGAGAAGCAAUGCAUGAUGCCAUUGCUGCUACAGUGCAUCAGUGCCGCAGACUGAUAAUAAUCCUGUCUUCUGAUACCAAAACAAGGGAGACUUCGCCCUUACAUGAGAACCAAAACCACCUGUGCUAUGAGCAGAAAGUUGGCCUUCAUGACGCUUUGUUACAGAAUGAUCCCCGAGUGAUUCUGGUGGAAAUCGAUGGUCCUGUGGAUUACAGUCAUCUGCCAGAGUCUCUGUGCUAUAUAAAGAGGAAACAAGGAGCUCUGAAAUGGAAGAAAGAUUUCCUUGGAACACAGAAACUCACCAAAUUAUACUCCAACAGAAACUUCUGGAAGAACCUCAGAUACCACAUGCCCCCAGUGCCAGGAAGAAGACUCCAGUCUGUUGUCUAAACCAAGUGAAAAACUUGAGAAACAGAGAUGUUUUGUUUACAUGAAGACAUUCAGGCCUGUUUCCUGGAACUCACUAAUUCUUCAGUUCUUCAUCCAUCAUUCAUCCUCAUCUUAAUUCAGUAACACAAGGACAUCCAUUCAUCCAUCCAUUAUCUAUGCACUGCUUAAUCCUCAUUAGGGUCGCUGGGGGGCUGGAGUCUGUCCCAGCUGACUUAGGGUGAAGGCAGGGGACUCCCUGGACAGGUCACCAGUUUAUCACAUGGCUACAUAUAGAGACAAACAAUCACACUCACAUUCACACCUACAGACAAUUUAGAAUCACCAAUUAACCUCAGCAUAUUUUUGGACUGUGGGAAGAAGCCGGAGUACCCAAAAAAAAGCCACGCAUGUACAGGAAGAACAUGCAGACUCCAUGCAGAAAGAUCCCCGGAAGGCCGGACGCAAACCAGGGAUGUUCUAGCUACAAGGUGAAAGUGCUAACCACUACGCCACUGUGCAGCCUAACCGAAGGACCAUUGUAAACUAACUGGACUGAGCACCUGCACAGUGAUUUUCAUAAUCUUUACAAUAAGGAUGGAAAAAAUAUUUACUAUAAUUCUUACUGGAGCAAAACAGGAAUGAUACAGCUGUGUUCAACAGAUUAUUCCUCGGUUCUUGGAUUUUAGACCGAGGACACCAAUAUUAUCUGAUUACCUGAUUGUUGCAUCAAUCACCAGAGAUGUUUUUGAUGCUUAAGAAACAGAAGCUAAUGUAUGUGUUUAUUGUGUGACAAUAUGGAGUGUUCUGUAGUAUUUGAAGGAAUACUUAUUUUUAUAUUGACAAGAUUGCUGUAGAUUUGUACACAUAGUACUAAACGUUUCUUUUUUUUAAAACUAGAAACUGAUAUAAGCUUGUAUUUACAUUGCCUUUUUGAUGUACUGUUAUAUUCUGUGAAUAUCAACCUUAACACGUGAUCUUA
Amphiprion ocellaris (clown anemonefish) is the source of this 6853-nucleotide messenger RNA. RefSeq names its product interleukin-1 receptor type 1-like. Gene Ontology annotation, biological process: signal transduction. The coding region runs from base 4264 to 5895 and encodes 543 amino acids. The record is from RefSeq and is a predicted model, not a curated record. Lineage: Eukaryota; Metazoa; Chordata; Actinopteri; Pomacentridae. The transcript is spliced from 12 exons. Gene Ontology annotation, molecular function: interleukin-1 receptor activity.